UAAAUAUCUUAAACUAUAUUUACUAAUAUAUAUUGUGGCAGUAUGUCGUUAAGCCUUGACUGCGCAGCAUGGUGUCCGGAAUGAGGACUUUCGUUUGCUGCCUGAUCCAGAUUUCGUUCUUGAUAAACUUGGCUGAAUUUGCUAAGUUUUCCGAAUGCCAAUCCGAUGAGAAAUGCAUCAGAUUGGACAAGUGCUCACAUAUAGUAGACGUCAUUCGGCAGGAUAUUAAAAUGACCUCCGAACAGAAAUACUUAAUGACUCACAAACAGUGUGAUUUAGAUUACCGGUCAAAAUCGUACCUACAGCGGAUUUACGUCUGCUGCCUGGAGCCAGGAAACGUUUUGCCAGAUGUGAACACUUGUGGACAGCGGCCACCCUCUUUCCGCAUUUUCGGUGGCAAAGAAUCUAAGAUUAAUGAUUUCCCCUGGAUGGCAAUGCUGAUCUAUAACAAGGGGCAGGAGGACCAGCUGUCUUUAUGUGCAGGCUCGUUGAUCAACACCCGCUAUGUGGUGACUGCUGCCCACUGUUUGGUCAAUUGGCCGAUGAUCGAGUCGGGCACGGUGGUCACUAAGGUGCGCCUGGGCGAAUGGAACACAUCAUCGAAUCCUGACUGCCUCAGUCAGUUGAAUGGCAGGACGCACUGCUCGGAUCCCUAUCUAGAACUUGAUGUCGAGCAGAGGAUCGUGCACAAGGGCUACCUAAUCGACUCCAAAAGCUAUCAAAACGAUAUCGCCCUCAUUCGAAUGCGUCAGGCAGUGCGCUAUACAACAUGGAUCAAACCCAUUUGUGUGAAGACUUCACAUGGCAAUAACCUUUGGAAUUCAUUUUCUGAGGAGACAAAAUUUAAAAUUGCUGGCUGGGGCAGCACGAAUAAGCGACAAUCCAGUUCAAUUUUAAUGACUAGCAGUAUCGUGCAAAGGAAACCACAUUUAUGUUGGAAAAGGUAUAAGAGGCACUGGCCUGAGUCUCAGUUGUGUGCCGGUGGAAUAGAUGGAAACGACACAUGUGUGGGCGACUCCGGCAGUCCUCUAAUGGCCACUAUCGAUGUCGGAUCCGGCCAAUAUGUCUAUCUAGCCGGCAUCACUUCUUAUGGACCUACACCAUGUGGAUUUCCGGGGUGGCCAGGCGUCUUUACGAGAACCGCAGCCUUCAUUGAUUGGAUCCAGCUGAAUCUGCGCCCUUAAUGUGUUUCAACUGAUUUGUAACUAUUCAAAGUGAUUUAUUGAACAUUUUAAUUAUAUUAAUUAAAUUAAUUAAUCAUCAAUUCAACAAUGUAUCACCUAUUCUUCAACAAAUAAUCCCCUUCUGCACAGUGUACGUAAUAGUGUAAGCUAGCCAAUGCGAAUAUGUGAAUAAAUUAGCAAUUUUA
This is a messenger RNA of Drosophila kikkawai, 1369 nucleotides long. Its product is annotated as spaetzle-processing enzyme-like. Gene Ontology annotation, biological process: proteolysis. Gene Ontology annotation, molecular function: serine-type endopeptidase activity. The record is from RefSeq and is a predicted model, not a curated record. NCBI's taxonomy places the organism in Eukaryota, Metazoa, Arthropoda, Insecta, Diptera, Drosophilidae.